This is a messenger RNA of Pteronotus mesoamericanus, 1809 nucleotides long. RefSeq names its product sperm motility kinase 4A-like. The coding region runs from base 1 to 1809 and encodes 602 amino acids. Gene Ontology annotation, cellular component: cytoplasm. Gene Ontology annotation, biological process: intracellular signal transduction; microtubule cytoskeleton organization; protein phosphorylation. The record is from RefSeq and is a predicted model, not a curated record. Gene Ontology annotation, molecular function: tau-protein kinase activity; protein serine/threonine kinase activity; ATP binding. Lineage: Eukaryota; Metazoa; Chordata; Mammalia; Chiroptera; Mormoopidae. The transcript has 2 exons.
AUGUCUCGUGACUUUUUACCCACCUUGGGCAACAAGAAACACUACCUCGGCGACUAUCUACCCCUGAAGUCAAUCGGCAAGGGAGCCUUCGCCGAGGUGAAGCUGGCCCGGCACUGGCUCACAGGGACCGACGUGGCCGUCAAAACGAUCAGCCGGUGGGGCACGGACACCCAAUUUGAAGAGGUCCAGUCCCUGAAGAGCCUGCAUCACCCGAACAUCACGCAGCUCUUCCAGGUACUGACCACCCGGGACAAAGAGACUCUCUUCAUGGAGUUUGUCAGCGGAGGGGACCUGUUCCGGCACCUGGAGGACUGCGGCCGCCUCAGCGAGGACGAAGCCCGGGCCAUGUUCCGCCAGAUGGUCUCGGCCCUCCACUACUGCCACGGCAAGGGCAUAGCGCACCGCGACCUGAAGCCGCAGAACAUGCUCCUCGACCGCCACCUCAACAUCAAGGUGGCGGACUUCGGCUUCAGCCGCAACUUCCGGGACUACCGGCUCUCCACCUUCUGCGGCACCUUGUCGUACAUGGCCCCGGAGGUGCUGCGGCGCCAGAUCUACGACGGCCCCAAGGCGGACGUCUGGAGCCUGGGGGUCAUCCUCCAUGAGAUGGUGACGGGGAAGGCGCCCUUCCAGGGGGACACCGCUGCAGAUAUGGUCAAGGCGGUCAAGGAGGUGGGGACGAAGCCGCUGCAGCUCCCGGAGUUCACCUCGGAGGAAGUCCGGGCCCUCCUGAGAAAGCUCCUGACCGUCGACCCCCACCUCAGGCCCAACCUCGAGCACGUAAUGAGGGACCCCUGGGUGAACAAGGGGCAGGGGGGGCCCAUGAGCCCCUACCGUGAGCCGCCCUGGGCUGAAAUCGACCCCCAACUAGUUAAAAUCAUGAGGGACCUGGGGUUCACGAGGCGCGAACUGGAGGACUCCGUAGCCCUUAAGAAAUACGAUCGUGUAAUGGCUACCUACCUCAUCCUGAGGGCCCAGACCGCCAGGAUGCCGGGCCGCACCGUGAGGGUGAGGCCCGGCCCGGCCCCUGCCCCCGACAGCAGCGGCGCCUCCUCGGGCCCAGACCUCGAGGCUGCGGGGCCCUCAGCCACGGCGGCGACACCCAGCCUCGAAGACGGCGCCGCCCCUUCCCCGGGCGGGCUGGGAGCCAGGAAGAAAGGCCCUCGCGCCAUCUUCGAGGUGAGGCUGUGUGCCGCCCCGCCCAGCCUGGAAUCCGGUUCCCUCGGACCCCCGGGCAGCCUGGAAGAGACCGUGGGCGCCCCUCCGCCCAGGCCGCAGCCCAGCUCCUCCGCCCCCGCCUCCACCCGGGAAGAGACCGUGCGCGCCCCUCCGCCCAGGCCGCAGCCCAGCUCCUCCGCCCCCGCCUCCACCCGGGAAGACACGGUGCGCGCCCCUCCGCCCAGGCCGCAGCCCAGCUCGUCAGCUUCCAGCCCCUCCGCUUCCAGCCCCUCCGCUUCCAGCUCCACUGAGGAAGAGACCGUGCCCGCCCCUCCGCCCAGCGCACAGUCCAGCUCCUCCGGUUGCACCUGCACUGUGGAGGAAGACAUGCCCGCGCCCACGCCCAGCCUGAAAUCCAGAAGUUCGGAACCGGGCCCAGACACCAGGACCGCCACCCCCAGCCUAGGCCUCCAGUGCAUCCCUGGGGGCGCCCUCGCCAGCAGCAGCAGCAGCAGCUCCGGCCUCCCAGCCGAAGAGCUGGACGGGUCAGACUUGGAAAGCUCCGGAGGAAGAGCGCUCCAGGCAGAGGGGACAGCCGAGCUGCAGGCGGCCCGGGCCCAGCCUGGGCCUGAGCUCCGGGAGCUAGAGUGA